CACGACCAUGCGCAGGUUGCUGACAGACCUUCCCACAUACGGGCGGAGAGAAAGCCAGCAUGAGCUGGACUUGAACUCACAGCGACCGCAUUGGUGAGAGACUCCUGGGUCAUUACGCUGCGCUAGCGCGCUAACCAACUGAGCCACGGAGGCCCCCAUCUAUGUAUUGUUCCAUGUCACCGCGACAUAUACACUCGUGUGAAAUGACAUUCGAAGUAAUAAUUUUAAACAGGUACGACUGACCAUUGUGUAUUUGAAAUCGGCAAAUAAUGCACAUAAAGUACAAAGGGAAACAUUUAUAACGAAAUGGAUCAAAUGAGCUUAUAUAAUUCUUGCUGUGUCAUAAUUGCAGUUGUUUGCGGUCGUGACAUGAAGCGACAUGACGGGUAUCUAGGAAAAUAUGAAAAGGAUACAACGCGGCAGAAAGUUGAUGGGAUCAAUACACCAAAGCCCAUGCAAAUAUUUAUUUACAUAUAUUUAUUUUAUUGGUAGUACAUAUCCAAUACUUACACGUAAGCGAUAGAACCUGGGUUCAAUCCCGAAUCGACUGAUGCCUUAACAUCGGUAACCAUUGUACCACAUCGCUUGGUGCUCAGCGCAAGAGGAAGGGCCAGUGUAACUGGAUGGCGAGUGUCUUCAGCAUUGCUUUCUAUAGUAAGGCAUUACUGUAAGUACGAGUGAGUCGGCAUUGGGUCCGGCCUGCUUUAAGAAGACACAAUCGUGAUCUGACCGAAAUAAUGCAGUAAUUACGUUACACCCCAAUCAAAUAAGCAAACAAACGAAUAGUUUCUGGGAGUUUACAGCCAAUCUGACGUUCAAAAGCAAGGGCAGUUUUGGUGUUAAGAAAAUAGUUAGCUGAUAUACGUACACCUAUAACAGAACGUCGUUUUCUCCAGAUAUUUUAUUCUAUGGGAAUGUCCAGAAUUAACGGUUAUAGACAAUAUUUCGACCUAAGUACGAAAUGAACCGUGUGCUUGAGACAUUCAAUCCGCUACUGAUAACUUUAUCAGGUAUCUAAAAUGUAAAGUAGGCUACCGAUGAAAUUGUCGUCAUCCAGUAUCACAAAUAACCCAGAUACCUGUGAUUAGGCCUUCGAACUCCGAGAUCGAACCAAACAGGAUAUACAGAUGACAUACACAGAGGCGGAUGGUUCAGAAGCUAAAGGAGAAGAUCCCGUGAUUCACUUCUAAAAUGUAUUUUCUACAACUAUUACUCGCCACUGCUUGUCUACUGACCGGGCAGAUUGUGGCACCAUUCCUGGUUGGCGAUUCCAGGUCAGGUCCGUACGUUUCAAGAGUAAGGCUGGUUGACGGAGAGGGGCCAUGGCAGGGACGCCUGGAGGUGUACUCUCAAGGACAGUGGGGGGCAGUCUGUGACACGAACUGGGACGAUUCGGAUGCUCGUGUUGUCUGUACGAUGUUACGGUACAGCCCAGAGCAUGCCAAGGGCCACCCGUCUUCGAUGUUCGGAACCAGCCUUGGGUUGCCGUUCCUGUUGGGAGACGUGAGUUGCACUGGUAAUGAACAGAGCCUGUCACAGUGCCGACUUACCUCCCCUGUCUCUGGCAACUGCAGAUACAGAGAUGUCGGCGUGGACUGCUUUCACCCGGGCUACAUGAGUGGCUAUCAAACAACAGUGGACAUGAUGAAGACUACUUCAGACCCGGAAAGACAACUCGCCAGUGCCAUGUCCGUCACUUGUGAUGAUCGGGCCUUCAAUGUGACAGUGGACACACGGAUGUUGGAUGUUGGCACCAGUAGGGCAGGUCGUUACAACCAUAUCACUCUGGGUACCAGUGCCUGCACUGGUCACAUGGAAGGGGAUCUCCUUGUCAUACAUGCUUUAAUCGCAAAAUGUAUUCCUGUGGUCCAGGAAACCUCAACAAUGGUCUACUACAGUGGAAAACUCCGUAUUUAUCACAAAGAGGAGAGUGGCAUAACGAGAGACCACGUGACGGAAGUGGAGGUGGAAUGUACCCUUCACAGAGAGCUGACCAUCAAUGGUAGUUACGUCAUCAAAGAAGGGAUGAAACCCCGUAUAAUACAAGCACAAGCAGAAUUCAACACCACUAUGGAGUUUUACCAAGACAAGUUCUUCUACCGCCGUAUCACCGGCUGGCCGCAUGCUGUUGGCUUAGACCAGAUCGUGUAUGUACAGUUAUCUAUUGAUUCCGCGGACCCCAACCUCAGCCUGACCGUGGAGUCCUGCGACGCCCACGACAAGACGAAUACCCAGUCCUACCAACUCAUCGAGGAUAGGUGUCCUGUCGACGAAACGACCACCAUUCUCCCGUCUGGUAAAGAUUUCGCACGUUUCAAGUUCUCGUCGUUUCAGUUCAUCGGCGAGGCUCCUGAAGUCUACCUGGACUGUGACGUGAUGGUGUGUGAGCCCCAUGACCCGGCCCCAAACUGCCAGCAACGCUGGUGCAGUACUUGGGAAGGAAAUGUCACCGUGGCCACCAUGGCCACCAUGGCCAAACGAUCCAGACCUUCCUCAGAAUACAAGAGACGAUAUUUUCACUUGACAGCAGGCCCGUUCCUCAUCCCAGCUAAACAUUCUGUCAACAAUACAAAGAGAGGCCAUCAGAAAGGACUUCUACUAGACGUUGCUCCACCAAACAAGCCCGAAGAGAAAUCCACAGAAGGGGUAAAGAUCCCGCCUCUCCUGGUGCUGAUGUGUGUCGUGCUUGCUACCCUGACCCUGGUGGGUAUCGGGCUCUACCUGAGGAAGAAGGUUAGCGGCCCAGUACACGUCAUCUAAUGGGCAUCAUUAAGUGACAGAGCAGUUUAUAUAAACAGACAGACAAUGAGCGGUUGACUGUGCUGCCCAUUGCUGAAUCUAAACUACCUAUCUAAAUACUGCCUAAAAAUGUCGAACAGAACGAAAACAGAUAUAUAUUGAAUAGUAAUCAGUACCAUGUGCCGCGUAGACAUAACUUGAGGGCAAACGUUCACAUAAGGUGAAAUGUUUGCAACAUGAACGAAUACAUGUUGAGCUUUGAUAGCACCAAAUCAGCAAUAACCAAAGCCUGGGCUUAACUCUGAUACAAGUGAAUAUGCGAAUCCUGCUGAGAUCAACAUCCACAGGAUGCAACGAUUAACCACUGGCGUCGUCAGAUGUAAUAAACAUAAUGUGUAGUCAUCUUAACAAGACGCUUUCUAAAUUAUCUCCAUCUUGAUAAUGUCGUAUUCAGACUGCUUUCAAAGAUCGGCCACUGGAACCAAAAGUUCCUUUCAUAUUUUUAUAGAUUCGCUAUAGAAUACACAGUUCAAUAUUUUGCUUCAGAUAGAGAAUAUUUUGUUGAAGAAUUUGUGGAUUUGUUGUUGCCCAAAUAUUAGUGUACCUAUGUUGGCUGCUAUUAAAUGAAGAAACAUAAGGAAUCUCCAUGAACCGUUAACAGUUUAC
This is a messenger RNA of Liolophura sinensis, 3405 nucleotides long. RefSeq names its product deleted in malignant brain tumors 1 protein-like. The transcript has 9 exons. Bases 1192 to 2760 code for a protein of 522 amino acids. NCBI's taxonomy places the organism in Eukaryota, Metazoa, Mollusca, Polyplacophora, Chitonida, Chitonidae. Gene Ontology annotation, cellular component: membrane. The record is from RefSeq and is a predicted model, not a curated record.